UCUCCCGGACCCCUCCCGUUCGUCCUGCAUCUCGCUUCCCAAUUCCAACUCCAAUUCCGCCCAAACCUCGACUCUUCACCAGCCGAAGCCAUGGUGUAAUCCUUCCCCCCCAGAUAUUUCCAGAUAAUACCGACGCUUGCCAAUUCUAUCAUCAAGGUCAUGAAUGCCCCUGUUAGAAGAACCCACGACGACAAUCUACGACUUGAACAAACCAUUGGUCUCCCCUGAGCUAUCUAAGCCAACUAACUGUCUUCUACACUUCACCCAGUUCUUAUUACCGAAGUCCAAGGGGGUUCUCGUAGCCACAGAUGGAAUGUCGAUAAACCGUCUUGCGUUGAAAAUCCUGUAGGUCGUUGGAAAAUGGAGAACACCGCCUCUCGCAAAGAUGCUCGAGAGCGUCUGCACCGUCGUGCACUUUCACAGGCUAGCACCGCCAGCAGCACGAUGCACAGCCCGAAGACUACGAAGAGUACAAGUACCUCCUCUUCUCACCCGCGCGCGAUUACACCUUCGAAUCCACCCCACAUGCAUCGGUACCACCAUGCCCAAUGCGAUAGAGAAACACUGGGUAUACGACAACCAGGCCGUCUAUCUAGAGAGUCAAGCAGUGAAUCGAAGCAACUGCUUACAGCCGCCUCCACCUUGCUGCAAGAAAGGCUACAACAGGAACGAAAGGCGGAGAGCGAGCGGUUGGCCAGCAAGUGGGGUUCUGAUCUGAGCUCGUCAACCGGUGACAUCAGAGACAGAGAUGUCCUAAACUCGUUAAGCACGAGAUCUAGACAUGGAGAUGAACGGCGACCGAGAUCAAGCCAUGACGAUGAUUCAAGCCAGACUAGCAUGGGAGCGAAGCAGGUAGAAAAGGCUGUUUCCACGUUGCAUAAACAGAACUUCGAUCUCAAGCUGGAACUUUUCCACCGGCGCGAGAAACAAUCUGCACUGGAAGCACGUGUGGAAGAGCUCGUCGCUGAACGUGUCGAGUUGACAGACAUUCAAGAGAAGCUGCUGAGCGAGCUUGUCAAAAGGGACAAGGCCAUUGAGGAAGCGGUCAAUAUGAUAGUCAAAUUGGAGGCACGGGUUGAUGAGCUGAUCCAAGAAAAAGAAGUGGCUAGUAGAGUUGGCCCUGACGGAUCCUAUCGACAUUCAUGGUCCAACUUGUCGGACUCAUUGCGUACCGAGACUCCUAAGCCAGAUAGCGGUGCCCUUCUGUCGACAGAGUCAAAGACUCUUGAGCGGAUGCCUAGUUUCCUUUCGGACCGAAGCGGACACACCCAACACUUGCGGAGCGUCGUUUUGCAAAACCAUUCCAGCGCCAUGCAUCUGCGCAAGGUUUCCGAGGUUUCUGCGUCGAGCGAGGUGAGCGAGUUGAAUCGCAUCGCAAGCCCAAGCCUUAGUAUGCUGAGUGAAAGCUCCUUUGUGAGCAUCUACGGCUCCAAACAAGGUCAAGAUGGGCUUGAUCUGCCGCCGUUGCGCGAUUUCUCCGGUAUGGAUGGCACUUUUGGUACCCGCUCGCCAACACCGACCAAGAGAAUAAUGAAGAGUCCCCUGUCGAGUCAGAAGACCACCAGCUCUACCCGCAGGUCUAGCCUGGGACCCGGGAUUCCGAGCGGUCUAUCUGGCGAGGUUGGAUCGGUCAACAGCGUAUUGCACAUGACAUCUCACUUGCACAGAAUGGAAAGGCCAGACCAGCAGACUACCUUUUCAGAUGAUAGAUUCAGACCAGCUACAACAAGUCGCGCCAAAGCUGUGGUGACCCCGACUCCCCAGUUUGUGAGGCCGUCAUCUCGAGCGGGGGGGAAGCGCGAGAGGAGAGAAGCAUUGCAAAAGGUUAUUACUAAUUACCCAACACACAAAGAGCUGGCCAAUACCCACGUUCUACCGCCAACUCCAGAUACCGUGUCUUCUUCGGUACUUCGAAAGCACAAGGGUCAAUCGAGCUCCCAGGACAGCCUUCCAAGAUCCGAUGAUGCACAUACCCCGAGGGUUGUUCCAGCGUUGCUGCCUCGUGGUGCCGAUCAGUUGAGAUCGUUCGAGAUUCAGGAAUCUCGUUCUAGAUCAAACACGCAGCCGACACGAUUGUCAGCGCCUCCCAGGACUCGGUCCGAAUUACCAGCUACGAGUUUUGCAAAACUCGACGACAAGUCUGAAUGGGGAUAUCUAGCCCAUUCGGCGGCGACCGCUACAACCGGCGUGCGACUUCGUUCGGAUAGCUUCAUCUCGGACUCUGAUUCUGAAGGUGGCGCGGACGCUCGCUCUGAAGCGGAAACUUAUGAUUAUUGGAUGCGUGAGAGCUACAAGCCCGACGGUGAAGAUACCCAUUCAGGUUCCCGUCCGAACAAUCGGCGGUCUCCCUCCCCGGACCUGUUUUCCUUUCCCGUCAGCACUCAAGGCUGGGAGCCGGAGGCCAUGUUUGGUGCACUUAAGGGCGGUGGCUUCUUGGGAUCACCCGCUCCUGCCUUGAAACGAGACCCCGUUGAUGAGAUCGCUUCUUCGUUGCAAGCGGCCCAACCAGACCCAAUCCAGCCGACGGCGGAUGCCCCGGAAGCUCCUUCGCGCAGAGCAAGUCUGAACGCCCAGGUGGCGAGUCGCUUUCUCCUGUCCACAUUAACUGGGAAGACUGGAAGAAGCUCUUCCCGUGAUGAUGGCAGUGUUGCGAGGGCUGACGCAAGAGGGAGGAGCAAUAGCGUUGAUGGGGGUGGAAAUAUGGCGACGGUGGGAGCCCGAGAGGAUACAGGGCCGACUACGAAGAGAAGUCAAUACCCACCCAUAUCGGGACUGCAAUCCCGAGGGCGCAACCUUGGGCUCAACUCGCUUUUCAGAAGAUCUGGUUCGGAAAGCUACGGCGCUCCUAGCAGCGCCACAGAAUCGAAUUUCCCGUCUUCUGUGACGCAAAGACCUCCCCCGGCACCCCCAGUUCAAUCACGAUAUCUCAAAAAGCCGUCAGGCAGAAACAGCGUCCCACCACCUGCGACUAUGCCCUGGACAACGACCCGCCCGAUCAACAUGGUGGAGGAUGAACUGGCGAGUGCCACACCACCGCCGAUUCUUCGGAACCGUCCAGCACCACUGCAAACAGAUCUGAUCAGCUCUGACGCCAUGAUCACUCCGGACACAUCUGAGAGUACAGAAGCAGGCGCAGUUCCAGCAACUCCGAUAACCGAAAUCAGAAGCACCACACCAGUUGCGCCUCCGAGUGGUGGCGGAGGCGUGAGAAAGUGGCUAGGGUUUGGCCGAAAGGCAAGCUCGAUGACUCGCGCAAACUGAGGGACGUUUCCCAUGGAGCAUUAUGCCCGUG
Messenger RNA from Xylaria bambusicola, 3292 nucleotides. RefSeq lists its product as uncharacterized. Bases 361 to 3261 code for a protein of 966 amino acids. NCBI's taxonomy places the organism in Eukaryota, Fungi, Ascomycota, Sordariomycetes, Xylariales, Xylariaceae. The record is from RefSeq and is a predicted model, not a curated record. The transcript has 2 exons. Gene Ontology annotation, cellular component: microtubule organizing center.